Microthlaspi erraticum is the source of this 726-nucleotide messenger RNA. Lineage: Eukaryota; Viridiplantae; Streptophyta; Magnoliopsida; Brassicales; Brassicaceae. The record is from the annotation of a GenBank genome assembly.
AUGGGGCCCUUUGGAGGCUAUGAAUCUGUAGAAAAGGAAGAAGCCGAGGAAGAUAAUACCUUGUUUCCGGCCUUCUCUGCUCGCUCUCAACACGACAUGCGUGUUAUGGUCUCGGCUUUGACUCAAGUAAUCGGAAACCAACAACAUGAUAAUCCUUCUGUGUAUAACCCACAAGACCCUAAUCAGCCAGAUGCUCCUACUCAUCAGGAUCAAGGGAACUUGAGGAAGAGACAUUAUAGAGGAGUGAGGCAAAGGCCAUGGGGAAAAUGGGCAGCCGAAAUUAGAGAUCCUCAAAAGGCGGCACGUGUGUGGCUAGGGACUUUUGAAACUGCUGAAUCAGCGGCCUUGGCUUAUGACGAAGCAGCUCUUAAGUUCAAAGGAAGCAAAGCCAAACUCAAUUUCCCGGAGAGGGUUCAGCUCGGAAGCAAUGUUCUGUCAAACUCUACUUAUUACUCUUCCAAUCAAACUCCACAAACCGAUCCGCAAAAUUUACCAUACUAUAACCAGUAUUAUCAAGAUGGGAGUAGUAGUGAUAUGCUAAGUUUUAAUUCGGGCGGGGGAUAUGGCAACGGUAGCGGAUAUUCAAUGUCGGGCCAUGAUCAUAGUUUAUCAACUACUACUACUGCUGCUACAACUUCUUCAUCUUCUGGUGGCUCUUCUAGGCAACAAGAAGAGCAAGAUUAUGCCAGGUUUUGGCGGUUUGGAGAUUCUUCCUCUCCUCAUUAG